ACUAAUUUCGAUUCAGUACACUUUCACACGAGCGCGAAUAUUUUACAGAGCGGAUAAUAAAAAGUUUGUGAUUUUGUAUAAGUAUUUUUUCAAAAGAAAAGUGGCCAAAGUGUACAACAACACAGCAACAAUUGCAGCCUAAACCGCUGUGUGAAGAGUAAUCGUAGAAACAAAGCAAAAACCACAAAAAAAAAAAAAGAAAGAGUGUCUGUAAGAUAUUAACAAACAAUAAGCAAUAGAAAGAAAGAGUGCCGCAUGUUUCGGAUUUCAUAUCAAAGUGGCAACCACGAGCUGGCGUUGUAGUGUCUGUGCGGCAAACGCCUGUUAAGUAAAUGAGAUUAAGUACCACGCAUUGGCGCGCCGUACGGCGGUAUUUUUUAGUUUUCACCGCUAUUGCAUUGCUGCCCCUGGCGCUGGUCUAUCUGGUGCGAAACGAUCAAAUUUACCGCAUCAAAGGAUAUGAGGCGUCAAAGUUCAACGAUCACUUCGGUGAUCAAAGUUUUCGUUAUCCGGUAAUGUUGCUGGGGAAAAAUAAGGAUCUAACUGUAGCGGCAACAGGAAGUUCUCGUAAAAAAUUUUACAAAUAUGCUAAAUAUGUUAACGAGUCACAUGUGCCAGUAUUGCCAGAGGAGUCCGUGCACACGCUCUCGCCGAACGAUGUGGAACGCAUCGAGAAGCGCAUGGAACGACGGCGCAAACUGCUGCAAGAAAAAUGCGCCGAAUUUGGGCUAAAUGUAGUUGGUAACGACACUUGGCACAAGCCCAACGCCUGGGAGUUUUUAGUCAAUAAAAAAUAUCACAUUAUAUGGUGCAAUGUGUUCAAAGCCGCCUCCUCAUCAUGGAUGUUCAAUUUUAAUGUAUUAGCCGGCUAUUCGCCGGAUUUCUUACAACGAACCAAAGAAGUGUUCCUGAAUUUGGCAAGGGAACGCUAUCCACGCGUUACUAUUGAGCAGCUGCGAGAAGCACAAAAUGAUUCCACUACAUUCAUGAUAGCGCGUCAUCCAUUCGAGAGGCUUUUGAGUGCAUAUCGUGAUAAGCUGGUAUUUGCCAUACCGCACUCCUAUCACGACAAACUGGGGCGGCGUAUUGUGCGCAAAUACCGCAGCAAAAGUUUGGAUAUGAAUUCCCCAAAAUAUCCAACAUUCCCGGAGUUCGUGCGCUGGCUGCUGGAUCAGAUCAAGCACGGCAAUGUCCAAAUGGAUAUGCAUUUCGUCUCGUCGACGAUGUUCUGCACGCCGUGUGUCAUUAAUUUCGAUGUGGUCAUGAAAUUCGACACACUCGACGAAGAUCAAUUAUAUCUCAUACACAAGACUGGCUUAACGCGCGUCAUAGCGCCAGAGUGGCGCAAUGCGGGCAAGGGCAAGAACACGCAGGAGUUGCUGCAAUCUUUUUACUCAAAGUUGACACCCAAAGAAAUGCACGAACUGUAUCAAUACUACAAGUAUGACUUUGAGUUAUUCAAUUAUAGUGCGUCAUCGUAUUUUAAUUUGGUACAAGAAAACGGCACCUGAAAAUAAUUAGGCCCUUCACCAUGGACAGCAACAGCAGCGACAGCAGUAGCAGCAUUUUAGGUGUUUCACAAGGCAGCCACGUACGCACUCUUCAGAGCAACAACGAAGCACACACAUUUAUGCACACAAAUCUACAGCCAUACACGCCCACAUACAUGCAUGCAUACACACAUACAUACACUGACAAAUCAUACAUAUGAACAAACAUACGUACAUAUACAAAAGUAAAAGCUAAAAACCAAAAACCAAAAAGCUCUAAGUAGAAAAUUAAAGUAACUAAGUUAGAGAAUGACACAAUAAAAUUGUUCGCAAUGAGUAGUGGACUAAAAUUUAAUAAGUUUCGCAGUAUUUACGGCACUCUUUGCAUUGAUGAACUUGAAGUGCUACAUUGGCAAGAAAGUAAACCAAAAUUGUAGCCUUAAAAUAACUUUUAUAUGUAUCUACAUAUGUAAAUGUAGCAUAAUGAAGUAUUGAAAUAGUGCUUGCCACUUUAUCGAAAACCCUGCAUAUCCAGCUAAAUUGGUUGCAUAAUUGCUAUAUACAUACAUACGUACACACUUAUUACGAAACAGAAAGUAUUGGCAAACGCUUGCGAAAGUUCAAGCCUUAGGUACAUAUGCAGAUAUGUAUGUAUUUGAGCAUUUUGAAAAGACACUGUACAAUAAUUUAGCCACGUAGUAUAACUGAUAAAUAUGAGCGCAGUAUGCGUAGUUACAUUUAUUGCUAGUAGUGCUAAGCUUAAAAUUUUUGCUAAUAAUUAAAUUAAAAUAAAAAUAAAUUACAACAUAAAAUAUUAGAUUACUGAGAGCACUUGUUCGAUUCAACGAGCAAAGCAAUGCUGAAAAAGAGGCGCGUUAAUGUUUGAGGUGAAGAACGUGUCCAAAAAUAUAUCGUAACCAACUGAAGGGCUAGCAUGAAUUAUUGCCACUUUCGGAAUGUAUUAGCAUCUCAAAUACACAUUGCAUACUUGUAGGCACGUUGUUUCACGUCAAACCGCCCUUGUGUUGUUAAGAAUAUAGGUAUUUAUUGGUGCAGACGCCAAAACAUGACACAAUAAAAAUGUUGCGCAGUACUCGUAAUGUUACACGAAUAAUUUUGUAGGUUUCACUGCAUUUUUAACAAUUCGUUUUAGAGGAGCACAAAAUGCUACUUAGGUAAUAAUAUAUUUUUCUAGAAGUUCCGAAGUACAUACUUACUUACUUGAAUGAUAGGCAAAAAUAAAAACUAAUAUUUGAAAAAUGCCACUAAAUUGGGUCAUUUAGACUAAGAAAUGUUCUGUAGGCAAAAUACAAUUGAAUAAAAAACAACAAACUAAAUGACAACACAUUACCCAACCUAAAUUGUUGAGCUGAAUUGGUCAAUUUUGUUAUUUCUAUUUAAACAAAAAGUUGAGUAAUAAUAAAUCGAAUUGAAAUUUACCAAAAUCUAAACAA
Anastrepha ludens (Mexican fruit fly) is the source of this 2944-nucleotide messenger RNA. Its product is annotated as carbohydrate sulfotransferase 9. The record is from RefSeq and is a predicted model, not a curated record. Lineage: Eukaryota; Metazoa; Arthropoda; Insecta; Diptera; Tephritidae. Gene Ontology annotation, biological process: carbohydrate biosynthetic process. Bases 333 to 1511 code for a protein of 392 amino acids. The transcript is spliced from 9 exons. Gene Ontology annotation, molecular function: sulfotransferase activity. Gene Ontology annotation, cellular component: membrane.